AUGGCCUACGACUGCUACUGCGCCAUCUGUGGUGUCGGCUUUUGUGGAAUGCUCAUCGAAACUCCCUCAGAGACAGCAACCGAGCGUCGACGACGGUGGAUUGAAAAAAGAUCUCAGGCUCUCCAAGCGGGUCAGUCCAUCGACCAGGUCCCGCAGGAUGGUGAAGAGCCCGUUCGCAGUUACGACCCCAAGAUUCUUGGCUGGGAGAACGUAGCAUGGCUCUACAAGGCAUACUGUCUCGGAUUCAACCCUCGGGCUGCCUCGGGAAAGGGAAAAACAUUUGUCUCCGGACCGGGCUAUUAUGCAGACGUUGGAGAGAUUGCCAUCAAGUCUGGCACUGACGCUGUACCUGGUCAAGACCGGAAUGUCUAUACCUGCUAUGGCUCCGGGACCGACGACACCCCCGGACCGGUCAUCCCCUUCCACGGAUGCUGCUUCGAGAUCCUAACUCGCGUCCUCACCAACUCUACCGAUAGCUCAACAAUCGACAUGAAAGUGCUGUACAAUGUGAUGACAGACUUGUGCAACGAAUCCUGCUCCGCUCUGCGACUGAACUAUGGCGACGACAUUCGGCGGGCGCAAGGCCGCUACUGGGAGUGCAUCCCCGGCGCAGAGGCAAGCAGCAACGCAACGACCAAGUCGCAUAGUCAUCUACUGACCAGUUGCAGUACUGCGCGACACAUCCACAAAUUCAAGAAGCCGUUCGCACAGUUCGAUCUCAAGGGCCGAUCGCCUGCCAGCCCCUUCGGCAAGCUACCACUCGAACUCGUGUAUCAAAUUUGCUCCUACCUGCCCGGUGAUUCGCUCAAGGCGUUGACUCAAGCAUCACUGAGCAUCCAGAUUGUCACGCAGGACAACUGGUUCUGGAAACGAUUCAUCCAGUGGGAAAUGCCAUGGUUCUGGGAAUUUUACUCCUCGCAGAAGCCCAAGGAUUUGCCGGACGACGUCAACUAUAAGCGAUUGUACAUGUGGCUCGACAAGAUGACCGCGGCUCGGUACGGCAUGGACGAUCUGGCGCUCAUUGGGGUUGCGAACCGUCGACGCAUCUGGGGCGUAUGUGAAGAACUGGCCACAGCCCUACAACGAGCGGGCUUCACCGUAACAAUCAUCACGCGGACCGAAUCCAAGUCGACGUUUCCUCCCGACAUUCCAGUAAUCAGAACGACUUACACCCUGGAGAACCUCACAUCAGCCCUAGCGGGACAGGAUGCAGCCGUCUGCGUGGUGGGUCCCGGCGGUAUCGGGGCACAAGUCACCAUGAUCGAUGCCGCCGAGGCCGCGGGCGUGAAGCGCUUCAUCGUGGAUGACUUUGGCUGGGGUGUCAAUCCCAAGUCUUCCCCUGAGUUCGACGCCAUUCAGGCGCAUCGUCGUGCGGGAUGGGAUCAUGCAAAGGCGAAGGCAGACAGCAAUCCUGAUUUUACGUACACGGGAAUCAGCACUGGGAAUCCUAUUGAUUGGGCGUUGAAACGCUUCCCCCUGAUGGUCUUCGAUGUGGUGCGCUGCUCGGCUAUCAUCUAUGACUCUGGCACCGAACAAUUCACUGGCACCACACUCGAGGGUAUCGGGCAGUCGGUUGUCGGCGUCUUGCAGCAUCCAGACAGGACAGCCAACCGCUUUGUCAAGGCGCAGUCCAUCAUCACCUGUCAAAACGAGCUGUUGCAAGCCUUUCAAUCUGUGACGGGGAAACAGUGGGAGGUACAACGAGCGUCCACCCACACACUCAUGGAGGACGGGAAACGCAAAUUUCAGGAGAGUGUCAGUGGUUGGGUUCUGGACUUGGUGGUGGCACAGUUGUUCGAUGAGGGCCAAUCUCGGUGUCUUAUUGCUCCGUCACGAGAGGAAUCAGAUGCGGAUUUAUUGGGAAUCGCAGAGGAGACUGCAGAGCAAGUGGUGGCCAAGGCUCUGGCUUCAUAA
This is a messenger RNA of Aspergillus thermomutatus, 1914 nucleotides long. RefSeq lists its product as uncharacterized. The record is from RefSeq and is a predicted model, not a curated record. The transcript is spliced from 7 exons. Bases 1 to 1914 code for a protein of 637 amino acids. Lineage: Eukaryota; Fungi; Ascomycota; Eurotiomycetes; Eurotiales; Aspergillaceae. Gene Ontology annotation, molecular function: protein binding; oxidoreductase activity.